CGGCGGCCACCGAGUCCCGCGCCCGGGAGCUGCUCCUCGAACUUCCUCUCGGCGCGCGGCCGGGCACCCCGGCGGUGGUAGGACUCCUCUGGGCGCCAGGCAGCCGCGGCUCCGACCCUCCGGAGCCCUUCCCCGCGGCUGCCCGGUCUCUUUUGCCUCGCCGCCCUACCGCCCGCCCGCGCGUCCGUCGGUCGGUCCUUCCUGCCCGCCUCGCCUCCGCCCCGCCGCAGGAGCCACCAGGCUGCCCCGCGGCGCCCCGCCGCUGCCCGGACAUUCCUUUGUGUUGGAUGCGCACUCGCGCCCCGCGCCGACGAAGGGCGGACUGAGGGCUGCGCUCGCCCCGGGCGGCCCGCCGCGCCCCCGCUCCGCCGCCCCCCGCCAUGCCCUUCCACCAGAGGACCGUGGAGCCCGCGCGGCUGCGCCGGCCCGAAGCGGCCGGGGCCGCGGGCGCGCCGCUCUUCCGCUCACUGGAGCAGGUCAGCUCGCACGCCUUGGUCUGCCUGCUGGCGCAGCUCGCCGACCUGUCGCGCUGCGCGGGAGACAUCUUCGGCGAGCUCGAGGGCCAGGCGGCGGCGCUGGGCCGCCGCACCGCCGCGCUGCACCGCCGCCUCGACGCCCUGCACGCCGCCGCCGCGCGCCUCGACCACCGCCGAGUGAAAAUCCCGGUUUCCAACCUCGAUGAGGAGAGUCGAUGGACAGUCCACUACACUGCUCCAUGGCACCAGCAGGAAAAUGUGUUCCUUCCCACCACAAGACCACCCUGUGUAGAGGACCUGCACCGCCAAGCCAAGCUCAACCUCAAAUCAGUAUUGAGGGAAUGUGACAAACUGAGGCGGGAUGGCUACCGAAGUUCUCAGUACUACUCCCAGGGACCCACCUUUGCAGCCAAUGCCAGCCAACUCUGUGAUGAUUAUCAGGAUGAAGAUGAAGAAACAGAUCAAAAGUGUUCUAUUUCUUCAUCAGAAGAAGAAAGACUUAUUUCCAUCAGGAGACCUAAAAUGCCAACCUCAAGUGACUUCUCUGACCUUAAUACUCAAACAAAUUGGACUAAGUCACUUCCCUUGCCAACACCAGAAGAGAAGAUGCGACAGCAAGCCCAGACGGUCCAGGCUGAUGUGGUUCCCAUUAACAUAACUGGGGAGAAUUUCGAUCGCCAGGCCAGCCUUCGGCGGUCUCUAAUUUACACAGACACUCUGGUAAGACGACCGAAGAAAGUCAAAAGGAGAAAGACUAUUACAGGAAUCCCUGACAACAUACAGAAGGAGCUAGCAUCAGGCACGGGCCAAGAUGAUGUUGGGGGUCACUCAGUAUACACCCCAGACCACUACUCUACACUAGGAAGGCUUGAUAGCUCUCAGUCUGCGGGACAGCGCUCAGAAACCAGGGACUCCAGCUGUCAGACUGAGGAAGUGAAAGUUGUACCACCGUCUAUGAGAAGAAUCAGGGCACAGAAGGGGCAAGGCAUUGCUGCCCAGAUGAGCCACCUCUCAGGCUCCUCUGGGAACAUGUCUGUGUUGAGCGAUUCUGCGGGCAUUGUAUUCCCUUCCCGCCUCAACAGUGAUGCUGGUUUCCACAGUCUCCCACGUUCUGGGGCGAGGGCGAGUGUUCAGUCCCUGGAGCCACGGCUGGGUGCCCUGGGCCCCACAGAAGACCUGGAUGGCCCUUACGCCUACCACAGCGGUCACCCACAAGAUGAUGAAAACUUAGGACAUUUAGGAGGAGCCUCAAUGACUGGAAUGCUUUUGAGGCCCAAGUCCCAGGCGCUGAGGCCUUUUGAGAAUGUAAUCAGCCCAGCAUGUGUGGUCUCUCCUCACGCCACCUACUCCACCAGCAUCAUCCCAAAUGCCACACUCUCUUCCUCCUCGGAGAUUAUUAUUAUUCACACUGCUCAGAGUUCAGGACAGCUGGGCAGCAAAAUUACCAGCUCCUCUUCGUACACAAAGUUAAAAUCCAGAGACCACCUCCUCUCCAGGCAUGCUAAUAAGGAGGACCAUCAGCCUCCCAGUGGGAAAUGGACAGAGGGUCACCCCAGCAUUCUUUCACAGGUCUUAGAUCCUCAUUCCCCCGGUGCAACCACACUGUUGUCGCUCUGUGACUCAGCGGUCUCUCUAAAUACGCCAGAACAUCAGGAGAAUGGAUCCCAAGCCAUGAGCUAUAACUGUAAAAACCACCUGAGCUCUCCAGCCCAUGCCCAGGACGUGGAUGGCAAGAGUGAGUCCAGUUACUCAGGAGGUAGGGGGCCUGGCAGUUCUGAGCCCUGGGAAUACAGUGCCUCUGGUAACGGGCAGGCAUCCCCACUGAAGGCACAUGGGGCGACUCCUGGCUACUCCACUCCCGGGAGUAACGUGAGCAGCUGCAGUUUGGACCAGACAUCCACCAAAGAUGAUGCCAGGUCCCUGUAUUCAGAAGAGCACGAUGGCUACUACACGUCUAUGCAGCCUGACCCAGGACGCAGAUCUGGAAACCAGAACAGUAGUGAUGGCUUUGGGAACCCCAGGCACAGUGUGGUCAACGUGUUUGAUGGGAGAGCUCAGAAAAACCAAGGGGACCGGUCACAUUUCCAUGACAAGUCUCUCUCGCGGAAUAUCUCUCUGAAAAAAGCGAAGAAGCCGCCUCUGCCACCCUCGAGGACGGACUCCCUGCGCAGGAUUCCCAAGAAGGGCGUCCAGUCAAACGGGCAGGCGCUAAACGAGAGCCUGAUCGCCUCCCUCCAGCACUCGCUGCAGCUGAACCUCCCGGGCAAGGGCGGCAGCUCACCCUCGCAGAGCCCCUGCAGUGACUUCGAAGAGCCUUGGCUGCCUCGCUCCCGCAGCCAGAGCACGGUGAGCGGGAGCAGCAGCAUGACCUCGGCCACCACCCCCAACGUCUACUCCCUGUGCGGGGCCACGCCGUCGCAGAGCGACACGAGCAGCGUCAAGUCCGAGUACACGGACCCUUGGGGUUACUACAUUGACUACACCGGCAUGCAGGAAGACCCCGGGCACGCCGGCGGGGGCUGCUCGGCCGGCAGCAGGGCGCCGGCAGGGAACGGGCCAGUCCACCAUGUUCACGACGGAGCCAGGACCGUGAUGCCCCAAGUGCCUGGUGGCUCCGUCAAACCAAAGAUCACAUCGCCGGAGAAAUCCCACCGGGUCACUUCUCCAUCCAGUGGGUAUUCCAGCCAGUCCAACACGCCCACAGCACUCACCCCAGUGCCUGUGUUUUUAAAGUCAGCGUCACCAGCAAACGGGAAGGGGAAGACCAAGCCCAAGGUGCCAGAAAGGAAGUCCUCUCUGAUAUCUUCAAUCUCCAUCUCCUCCUCGUCCACGUCUCUGUCUUCCAACACUUCCACGGAAGGGGGCGGGACCAUGAAGAAGCUGGAUUCGGUGCUGGCGUCUCCCCCUGCCCCUCUUCCUUCUCUUCCCUCACCAUGUCCUGCGGACAAGUCUCCUUUCCUUCCUCCUCCCCCGCCUUUAGCGGAUUCCCCCAACGGCUCUCUGCCUCAGUCUCCCCUCUUCCCCCCUCCACCGCCAGAAGUUCUCACUCCCUUCUCUCCCCCCACCAGCGCGUGCUUUCCUCCUCCCCCCAGGGCCCUUAGCCCCCUUACUCUGGGUGCCCCUGCUUCCCUGCCGCCUGCCCCCGCUUCCGGACCCUCCUCGGCUCCCCCGCCUGCCCCACCCCUUGACCCCAAAUGGAUGAAAGAUGCCAGGCCUUCUUUGAAAAAAUCUGGCCAGCCAGAAUGCUCCCAGGAGGCCUUCCGGCAGCCUCCUAACAAGGAGGAGGGCAGCAGACCCCCCAUGCCCCUGAUAACCACUGAAGCGUUGCAGAUGGUACAGUUGAGGCCCGUGAAAAAGAACUCAGGAACCGAGCAAGCACUGUUAUGUGAACAAGUAUCUCAGGAAAAACGAACUCCGGUUGUUCCCCAGUAUCAUUUAAAGCCAUCUGCUUUCAUGAAAUCCCGAAAUAGCAUAAAUGAAAUGGAGAGUGAAAGCCAGCCUGCCUCUGUGACAAGCUCGCCGCCGACUCCUGCCAAGAGCUUGAGUCAGGGUCACCAGGACAGUGCAGCCGAGCGUGGCCUCCCGAGCCGCAGCCCCGGCAGUGCUGAGGAGUCUGAGGCUGCGCCGGACCCCAGGGCCGCCCCGCUGCAGGAGCCCCCCGGCCCUUCACCCAGCAGGAAGCCGCCCCCCAUUUCCAAGAAGCCCAAACUGUUCCUCGUGGUGCCGCCUCCGCAGAGAGAUUUCAUAGCGGAGCCCGCGGAGAACGUGAGCGGAGCAUCACCCAGCCCCACGAGGGGAGAGGCAACAGAGAGUUGUAGAGCCAGGGCUGGUGCUGAGGAGACGGGCUCUGGCAGCUUGGUUCUCGAGGGAGGAGCCGCAGGAUCCGUGUCUCCGGAUAGAGUGAAAGCCAAUGUCCCCAUGGUGCAGCCCGAUGUCUCGCCAGCCCCCACGCGGGAGGAGCCAGGUGCCGAGAACAGUGCAGACGGUGGAGGCAGCGUGGAGAGCUGCCUGUCGCUCCAGGACGGAGGGCCAGGGGUGCCAGAACCUGACACAGCUGGUUCUUCCUCCGAAGCCGGUGACUUCCUUAGGGAAGAAGGGAGUGAUGAGGUGAUGACCCCCAGUAGACCCCGGACCACAGAAGACCUUUUUGCAGCCAUUCACAGAUCCAAGAGGAAAGUCCUCGGCCGCAAAGAUUCAGAUGAGGAUCACUCCCGGAACCAUUCUCCUUCCCCUCCAGUGACACCCACCGGUGCUGCCCCCAGCCUGGCGUCCCCAAAACAAGUGGGGUCAAUUCAGAGAAGCGUCCGUAAAAGCAGCACCAGCAGUGACAACUUCAAAGCUCUGCUGCUAAAAAAGGGGAGUCGCUCAGACACCAGUGCCCGCAUGUCUGCAGCCGAGAUGCUAAAGAACACAGACCCUAGAUUCCAGAGGUCAAGGUCAGAGCCUUCGCCAGACACCCCCGAGAGCCCAUCCAGCUGCUCCCCAAGCAAGAACAGAAGGGCCCAGGAGGAGUGGGCCAAGAACGAAGGCUUGAUGCCUCGGAGUCUGUCCUUUUCCGGCCCCCGGUACGGCCGCAGUCGGACCCCACCUUCUGCCGCCAGCAGCAGGUUCAGCGUGCGGAACCGGAUCCAGAGCAGCCCCAUGACCGUUAUCUCGGAAGGCGAAGGGGAGGCCCUGGAGCCGGUAGACAACAGGGCGCGUUGGGCCCUGGGCACGGCCAGGGGGUGUUCCCUAGAUGGACUGGUAGGGGGUGAAACGGACCGGGGCAGCCUGCUCUGUGGUGGGGAGCCCGCCGCCUCCCUGCAGACACAGGGUCCCAGCCCCACAGAUGGGCCGGUCCGUGCCGAGGGCGCAGAUCCAGCAGAACAGAGUGGAGGUCCUCUUCGGGAAGAGAGCUAGGGACGAGAGCCUGACUCUCCUAGGUAAUGCGAGGGAGGCAUGCAACAUGUGGCUCUAGGAAAGCCCGGCACACAGGUACCCUUCCCUGCCUGGCCUGCGGAUCCCACUCAGCGUUCGCUCCGUUUCUGCCCUGGGCCCCAGCACGGAAGAAGAGCAUCACACAGGACUCACUUGGCACUUGCCCUGUGGCUUAAAAGCAAGUAGAAGCUUAACUUCUUAAAGUGCUUCCUGGGGAAGACUUUUUUUUUUUUUUUUUUUUUUGCAAAAUGCUGGGUGUUUGUAUGGAGGGGGUUGUGUGUGUGCAUAUUGAACACUUUACAUGUUUAAAAAAAUACACACAUAUAGCGUGUACAGAGUGGGAGAAGGAAACACAGUUAAGCUGGGUAGAGGAAUGGAGGCUUCUGGACUAGGUGGUAAGAAUCGGUUUAAAAGUAUCACGUUGUCAGAAAUUAGUGAGUUCCUGAAGAAGGGAGUGAGAGAAGCUUUCUUCUAAGAAAGAGGGGGCCUGUGCAUGGGUGCCCCUGCAGAGGACACAUGGCAGUGCAGGCCCCAGUGUGCUUUCCAUGUGAGCCAUGUAUGUCAUGAUGAACCCAAAACGAUGGGAAAGGGCUAACGGACUAAUGGGUUCAGGUACUUUUUUCUUGGGGGGGCGGGGUGGGGGACUUUGUUUCCUUUUCGUGAAAUUGGCAAACACGUGGAGGGGACAUGCUAUAACUCGGAGCCAGCUGCUGGUGCAGACAUAGACUCCCAGCUCUCAGCCUGACUUUGAGACACAUGGGUCCUUCUGUACUGAAUUCCCUCCUUGAGGAGCAGUAGAGGCCUCCUUGAGACUAGCAGUGAGAUGGGCAUAUGCGGGAAGGGUGAGCGAGGAGGGGGCACGUGAGACACUGCUAGAAGCGGUUUCCUGCUUAGUCAAUAAAACUAUUUUUCAGAAUUAAAUUUGAAAACUUGCACUACAGAACUGUGGGUGGAGAUUUUCCUUUUACAACUGUUUGUACCAGAGUUUAAACUUCCAUUUGGCAAUUUCUUACCAUUUGAAAUGUCAGCAUUUGCUAACUUUUGGAUAUCCUUUUGGUUACACCAAAGAAAAAGGUAUGGCUAUUUUUCCUUGAACUGCCUACAGUAUCAUGUCCUCAUUUGGAAAGGUUUAUGAGAAUCGAUUAUAUAUUACCUUACUUUGAAGAAAAUGCUGAAUAGCUCUUGUUAGUCAAAUAAACUAAUACAAAUUGGCAGGGCUUGACUAUUAAUUAGCCCUGGGAAAUGAGUUUUUAGAUUAAAAAGAUUUUUUGCAUCAUUUGGUUUGUGAGUUUUUAUAUAUUUUAUAAGGAAUUGAGUUGGCUAAUUACCUUCUAAUCUUCUCCAGUUAGAAUUUUAAUACUUUUAGGCAUGGGAGAAAAGUGUGUAAAGUAUUUAUUUUUAUGUCCUAUUCUUGUGACCUCCUUUCCCUGUUCUCUCCCAACUGACGUGGACUUGGACUCCUGUAUUUGUUGGCUAAAUAAAAUAAGUCUUGUCUUCUUCAUUCGAAGGACCUAAGAGGACAGUACUGAGAUUCUUGACCUACGUACAAUGCAGCUGCCAGUGGUCAUUUUUUUUGGUAUAAAAAUAUCAUCGAUAAGUUGGACUAUAUAGGCCAGAUUAUCAAAGGGUUUGUUAUACAUUACAGCUUUAGGUACCCAUUUUAGACAUGUCUUUGAGACAAAAACAAACCUAUAGGAUUAAGACUUCUCCCAUUCUCUGAAGAAAACAAAACACUUCUUUUCACACAACCAGAAAUCAAGACCUGACAUUUGGCUGAAGGCUAAAGGACUUUUUACCAUUUGGAGCAAUUGUCUACUACAUUGGGCACAAGGAUCUUUUCUUCUAAAUUUUAGAAAAGUGGUGUUGGCUUCUGAAUAUGAAGUCUUCUCAUAGCUCCCUAAACAAGAUUAGAAUGUACGUGGAUAUGAGAAAACCUUAACUUAAUAUAUAAAUCAUUUAUGUCGAAGGUAUAAAGUAAACAACAUCAAAACUAAUUAUAAAACUAUUUAAAAAAUCCCCGUUUUUUAAAGAAAAAAAUAUUAGGUUUUAAAAUUUGCUUUGAAUAAAACAAUUAUAAAGUAAAUAUUUGAAUGUUAUUUCUUUUUGUUUGUACACUCACUUUUGAAUAAUAAGGUAGGCCUCCUUUCAUGGAACUGUUGAGUGCUUUGCUGGAUACAAACAGAACAGCAGCGAAGACCAGAAGGAGCCUGUGGGAGGUGGGGUCCCAACAGAGAGGAGAUAGAAUGUCACAGACGCUGUGGAUGGUUCCAUCUAAAAGGACAUAUGGAAAAACAACUCUGAACAAUGUCCUAUCGACUCUUGAAUAAAAAAGGAAAAAUGUCUUGACCGAUAGAUAGUUCAGGUGAUGUGGCAUGUGGAGGGAUGCGAGAACUUCUCACAGGCGUGCAUGAAAUAUAGGAAGACGAGAAUCUAGAUUUCACCCCUGAAACAUAUGGCGUCUUUGGCUUUGCUGCUUUAUUCCUCCGUGAGGACUCGCUGCUGGUAACAGACCAUAUCAUCUUUAAAAAUUCAGUCCACAUAGACGUGUGACCUUUCCUCAUACCCUGAGACUGUUAAGUGCCAGAGAAUCGUAGACAGAAGCCCUGGGGCUAAAUUAUUUCCACCUUAUUUUUCCUGAGAGUUGGGGAGAGAGACAAAUGACCAUGGGGCCUGUCAGUGGGAAGCCACCUCACCUUUGGUCUGAUUUCUGCCCUCCUGUUUCUGAAGAAUGUCGAUUGUGAGACCAUUGCUUCUCCUGUGGGGAUGUGCGUUUAUUCGUUUAGGGAGUCAUAGUAACAAGGGGAAAAAAGGAGCCAUUUCCACAUCUCUGUCUUCUGCCUGCCCUGCAGCACCAUGCCCGGCUCUGUGAUGGGCAUCCUGGUGGGACAGGUGAAGCAUGGGAUUGGCUUUAUUCGUUCUGCCUUAAUGUGUUUUCAGCACAUUAACUGAAGGUGAAUAACCAUUUACGUUCCUGAGAGUCCAUCAUGAAAUGAGUACAACAGGAUAACUGGGGUGGAUAUUAGGAUAUUUUCGGGGGACAGGGUUGGAAGGAGGGUCUUUCAAACGAAACAUGGACCUGACUCUUCAGGUCCGUUUGAUUCUUGAGGCCUGUUUUUCUGUAAUAAGCUAUUCAGUUACUGUAAUAUAGUUUCUUUCGAUGAGCUUCUCUAAACCACCUUCUACACAGGCCAGCCUUUACUCAUAAAAGAGGACUGGAGCGCAAUCUGUAGUCAUUUGUUCAGCAGUGAAAAAAAGCCCUUUAUUAAAUACUUCUAAUGUGCUAGGUAAAGAGCAGGGAUCCUAGGAUUAAAAAAAUGUGGUUGAGAGUCACCUGGG
This is a messenger RNA of Lutra lutra (Eurasian river otter), 8729 nucleotides long. RefSeq names its product NHS like 1 (gene NHSL1). Gene Ontology annotation, biological process: cell differentiation. Bases 381 to 5375 code for a protein of 1664 amino acids. The transcript is spliced from 9 exons. Lineage: Eukaryota; Metazoa; Chordata; Mammalia; Carnivora; Mustelidae. The record is from RefSeq and is a predicted model, not a curated record.